AUGGACUACUCACUCGAGAAUCACAAGUCUUUUAUCGGAAAGUCUAUCUCAGAGAUUCCUACACCGGCUCUGGUGGUUAAUUUGCCGGUGCUCGAGAAGAACAUCGACACUUUACAUCAAGAUGUGGAAAGGCUUGGCAUUGGCUUUAGACCUCAUGUCAAGACGCUCAAGACGCUCGAGGUGACAAGAUUGAUGAUUGCAGGGGGGAAAUACAAGGGCAUGAUUGCAUCAACCAUCCCUGAGAUAAAGGGUGCCUUACCCCUGGUGGAAGAAGGUCUUGUGGAAGAGUGUCUUUAUGGAAUACCAAUCUACCCAGGAGUUUUACCCAGGUUGAUCGAGUUACGCAAAUCGCUGCGUGUCCAGCUUAUGGUCGACAAUGAGCAACAGGUCACAUUUCUCGAAGAGUCAUCUUCAAGCAAGCAACCAUGGGAUAUCUUUAUCAAACUGGACGUUGGCUCGCACCGAGCCGGCGUUGAAGCCAACAGUGAUGCUCUGCAUCGCUUGGUAGAGCGCGCUGAAAAGUCCUCUGCCGUCAAUAUCUACGGAUUUUACUGUCACGCCGGACACUCAUACGGAGGCCGUUCACGAAAGGAAGCCGAAGAAACCCUCAACAUUGAAGUUUCAAGCGUACUUUCCGCAGCCAAGCUUCUUCCUUCGGACCGUCGCCUUAUCAUUUCUGUUGGCAGUACGCCUACAGCACACGUAGUGGAAAGCCUCAAGGCGUCGAUGCCAGAGAAUGUCACCCUGGAGCUCCACGCAGGCAACUUCCCCUGCAAUGAUCUCCAGCAAGUAUCAACAGGUCUCGUGGCCGAGUCGCAACAGGCCGUGUCGGUGGCAGCAGAGGUUUGCAGCGUUUACCCGGAGCGCAACGAAGCACUGGUCAACGCAGGUGUAGUUGCGCUGUCGCGUGAGGCAAGCGCCUUCAGCGGAUUCGGCCGAGUGGUGGGCAGCCCAGCGUGGGGUCUGGUGCGGUUAUCGCAGGAGCAUGGAAUCGUGGGUACGAGCGAGGGUCGAAAGGUAGAUGAGGAUUUCAAGGUUGGUCAGAGAGUUGAGAUUUGGUGUAAUCAUUCUUGUAUUGCGGCUGCUGCAUUUCACGUGUAUUAUGUGGUUGAUGAGGAGGGUAUCGUGAGGGAUACAUGGAUUCCUUGGAAGGGAUGGUAA
Messenger RNA from Fusarium poae, 1161 nucleotides. RefSeq lists its product as uncharacterized. Gene Ontology annotation, biological process: D-serine catabolic process. The record is from RefSeq and is a predicted model, not a curated record. The transcript is spliced from 3 exons. Lineage: Eukaryota; Fungi; Ascomycota; Sordariomycetes; Hypocreales; Nectriaceae. Gene Ontology annotation, molecular function: D-serine ammonia-lyase activity. The coding region runs from base 1 to 1161 and encodes 386 amino acids.